Molecule: messenger RNA, 448 nt
Organism: Pieris rapae (cabbage white)
Lineage: Eukaryota; Metazoa; Arthropoda; Insecta; Lepidoptera; Pieridae
Product: vacuolar ATPase assembly integral membrane protein VMA21 homolog
Exons: 2
Coding region: 179-448 (89 amino acids)
Biological process (GO): vacuolar proton-transporting V-type ATPase complex assembly
Cellular component (GO): endoplasmic reticulum membrane
Source: RefSeq, a predicted model, not a curated record
UGUCAUCAAUUUUGUAAUUUUGUAUUGAUUUCUGCAAUUUAGAUUCAGUUGGAUUAUUUCGGUCUUGCUAACUAGCGUUUAGUUUGUGGUAGAUACUUGGGUAUUUCUAUUAAGUGAAUGAGAUUUUAUCAGCCUUGUGGUUGUAUAUUUUAUUUCUUUUCUUUUUAUUUAACAUAUAAUGAUUGAAGGAAAAGCAAAUGAACUACCAGACUUUCAGGUCUUCCAGACAGUAAUAAAAUACUGCUUGUUUAUUAUUGUCGUUCCUGUUUUAUCUUUCUUCUCGGCAAAGACGAUACUCUUUGAUGGAAUAUUACGCUUAGAGCCGAUUACUAGUAGCGUUUAUUCAGCUGUGGUGGCUGUGAUUGUUUUACACGUUACAUUAGGUCUUUACAUAUACAGAGCCUAUACUGAAGCUGAAAAGCCAGAAAAACCUGUUAAAAAAGAUUAA